GGGCCUGUCCUGCAGACCAACUCCGACCUGUCUUUGUAGGGAAGACAUGCCGUCUGCCAAGCAGCUGGCCGACAUUGGCUACAAGACCUUCUCUGCCUCGAUGAUGCUCCUCACUGUGUACGGGGGCUACCUCUGCAGCGUACGAGCCUACCAUUACCUCCAGCUGCGCAGUGCCAGGCGCCAGGCCGCGGAAGAGCAGAAGACCUCAGGAGUCCUGGAGAGCUCGGCUCUUCCUUUGGCGCAGCCGACGCGUGAGGCAUGAGGCAUGAAACGGGAAAAGACCUCCCGGAAUGCCAUCCCUGGCGAGAACUAGGCCACGAUGCCUUUCAAACCUGCCGUGGUUUCUGUGGUACUGCUGGCUUGUGCCAUUUUGAUGAUUUAUGGAGGCCAUCAGAGUAAAUGGGAACGUGAGGGUGAGGUUCAAUACAGAGAUUAAAUAUUUUGCUUUGUUUGUG
This is a messenger RNA of Rattus rattus (black rat), 455 nucleotides long. Its product is annotated as cytochrome c oxidase assembly protein COX14. Gene Ontology annotation, biological process: mitochondrial respiratory chain complex IV assembly. Lineage: Eukaryota; Metazoa; Chordata; Mammalia; Rodentia; Muridae. The transcript has a single exon. Gene Ontology annotation, cellular component: mitochondrion. The record is from RefSeq and is a predicted model, not a curated record. Bases 47 to 262 code for a protein of 71 amino acids.